Cucurbita moschata (crookneck pumpkin) is the source of this 544-nucleotide messenger RNA. RefSeq lists its product as uncharacterized. Lineage: Eukaryota; Viridiplantae; Streptophyta; Magnoliopsida; Cucurbitales; Cucurbitaceae. The record is from RefSeq and is a predicted model, not a curated record. Gene Ontology annotation, cellular component: EKC/KEOPS complex. Bases 65 to 364 code for a protein of 99 amino acids. The transcript is spliced from 4 exons.
GGAAUGCCGCCUGUUAUGUUAGGUUUAGCGUAGAAUUUGACGUUUUUCCGCUAAAAUUGAAGCAAUGGCUCCGACAGCUUCCGUCGUUUCUGAUGGAGAUGCUAAAUGGGAAUUCAGCUGUGACUUCGAAGUGGACUGUGAAUCUGAGAAGAAAGCUUCAAUUGUCUAUAAUGCUUUAGUCGUCGAUAAAGAGUUGCAGCCAGACAAGGUGAAAAGGGAGAUGACAGUUUCUGAUGGAAAACUUUCAGUACACUUCGAGGCAGUGGAAGCAAGAUUUCUGCGUGCAUCAUAUAGUGCUUUUCUGGAUGUGCUUACUCUUGCCAUAAAAACAAUCGAAGAUUUCGGACAAGGAUUGGAUUUCUGAUAGCCUUCGCUCAUCUUUUACAUCUCAUGUUUGCUUAGUUUACAUCUGAUCUCCAAUUUUGUUACAAUAUGAUUUGAAGUGGUUUGAUCCAUGGUGAAGAACCACAUCCAACAUCCAUCAUUCGAACAUUGAGAUCCAACAAUAUAACAUUUUCGAUACCAUAUUACUCCUUACAUUCAG